Molecule: messenger RNA, 1589 nt
Organism: Belonocnema kinseyi
Lineage: Eukaryota; Metazoa; Arthropoda; Insecta; Hymenoptera; Cynipidae
Product: major royal jelly protein 1-like
Exons: 3
Coding region: 173-1411 (412 amino acids)
Cellular component (GO): extracellular region
Source: RefSeq, a predicted model, not a curated record
UGAAAAUUCUCACAAGCGAACUGCUAUACAGUCUAGUUGCAAUCACAGACCAGGAUUCAGACAAGCCUGCAGAUUAACAGACAGAAAUCCGGAUUCGGAAAUAGGCAAAAAUCGUCAUUGGAAUGGUGCUGGGAUUUGAAAUUGACUAGAUUUUCAAGUUGAGUGGUGCGGAAUGAAGCUCGUUUUUGCAGUGAUCUGCGCGUUGGUGCAAUACACUAGUGGUGCAGGGCUCGAAGUGAUGUAUCAGUGGAAAUACCUGGAUUGGGUCUAUCCAAAUGUUGCCCUUUCUGGAAGUGAAUUUAUUUUGGGAAAUGCCUUCACUCAAGAUGUAGAUGUUGAUAGAAUUGGAAGAGUCUUCGUAACAAGUCCAAGAUGGCUCAAAGGUGUUCCUAUUUCACUUUCUACUUUGUCCAACCUGGAUGGACCAGGUGGUCCUUUGUUGAUUCCGUAUCCUGAUUGGUCGUGGUUUUUGCCCGAUACCUGCAACAGUAUCAUUUCUGUAUAUAGAGUUGCGAUUGAUGAAUGUAAUCGACUUUGGGUGAUUGACAGCGGGCGACAAGAUUCGAAACCUGUAUGUCCCCUAAAGGUCCUAAUCUUUGAUCUCAGUAAUGAUCGUCUAAUUCAUAAGUACAUUAUACCUGGCUAUCAAACAUUUAAUGGAAAAGCAUCCUUGGUGACACCAGUAGUGGAAAUUGGGAAAAAUUGUUUAGACACGUAUCUUUAUAUAGCAGACGUGGAGCAAAAUGGUAUAGAAGUUUAUGAUUUAAAAGCUGAUCGUUCAUGGAGAUUGAAUAAUACAAGAGGAAAUGCAUUUGGUCCUGAUCCUGAAAUUGACGCUAUGUUCAUUACAAUUGCUGGAGAGAAAUUUGACUUGACUGAUGGUGUAUUAGGAAUGUCAUUAUCACCGGAAGGAUUUUUCGAUAAAAGAUAUCUUUAUUUCAACGCGCUGGCCAGUUAUCAUCAAAAAUUCACAGAUGUGGAUUCGCUAAAACAAGGAGAAUACAGGGAGCCUCUAGUUUAUGAAUCAAUUUACAAGCGAUCGAGUCAAGCUGGUGUACAGGCGACUUCUCGACGAGGGGUUUUAUUUUUCCAACUGGUCCAGCAAACCGCUAUUGCUUGCUGGAAUAUCGAAAAACCGUUUACACCGGAAAACGUCGUCACGAUCGCACAAGACGAGGAAAAGCUUCAGUACGUGAGCGGUAUCAAGGUUAUUGUAAACAAGUACGAUAUCGAGGAGUUGUGGUUCAAUACAAACAGGUUGCAGAAAACAAUAAACAUGACCUUGAAAUUCAACGAGACCAAUUUCAGAGUUAUUCGUGGUAGUGUCGAUGAUAUUAUCAGGGGUACCAACUGUGAACCCGGCGUUUACAGGCCAAGAGCACCUGAGAUCUCCACUUGGAAGAGAAUAUGAUCUUAAAAUUUAUACAAGGAUGUUAAAAAUUGUUACUUAGUCUGAGACUGAUUCAUUAUGAAAAUGCAUUUUCAUUAUAAAAUGUAAUUAUAUUGUAUAUAAACAUUCCUCUCAUUAAACGAAUUGAAUCAUAUAAUCUUAAGCAAAAUUUAAAGAAUAUGUUUUUAGAAUUUAACCA